AUGUCUUACAUAAUCAAAACAAAACUAAAAGAAGAGAAAAAGAGAACGACAACGCUUGAUGGUCCAGAGCUGGAGGAUGAAGAGAGAGAAGAAGAGAUGGAGGGGGGAGAGGAGAGGAGAGAAUAUGAUACAUGUCUCUUGAUGGAGGUCGCGGAGUACAGCCUUCUCUUCCUGCGCCGUCCGAGUCGAAGAUUAUCUGGCCGAGGUCGACCGCGUGAGAGAGAGCGAGAGAGCGAGAGAGCGAGAGAGCGAGAGAGACAGAAAAAAAAACACGAACAUGCAGCGAACGAACGAGGAGCGAGAAGGGCCCCGAAGAGCAAGAGAGGAGGAAGAGGGAGGAAGAAGAAGACGAGAGCCCACAUUGCUCGUGCAUAA
This is a messenger RNA of Nannizzia gypsea CBS 118893, 375 nucleotides long. RefSeq lists its product as hypothetical. The record is from RefSeq and is a predicted model, not a curated record. Lineage: Eukaryota; Fungi; Ascomycota; Eurotiomycetes; Onygenales; Arthrodermataceae. The transcript is spliced from 2 exons. Bases 1 to 375 code for a protein of 124 amino acids.